Molecule: messenger RNA, 6064 nt
Organism: Apus apus (common swift)
Lineage: Eukaryota; Metazoa; Chordata; Aves; Apodiformes; Apodidae
Gene: HACD1
Product: 3-hydroxyacyl-CoA dehydratase 1
Exons: 7
Coding region: 227-958 (243 amino acids)
Biological process (GO): fatty acid elongation; sphingolipid biosynthetic process; very long-chain fatty acid biosynthetic process
Cellular component (GO): endoplasmic reticulum membrane
Molecular function (GO): phosphatase activity; 3-hydroxyacyl-CoA dehydratase activity
Source: RefSeq, a predicted model, not a curated record
CGCCGCGCCGCCCCCGGAGGCCCUGGCCUGCCCCGGGGAGCCCCUGCGAGGAGGAGGGAGGAGCGCGCAGCGCCAUGUGAGGAGCUGGCGCCGGGCAGCGGCCCGCGGGGAAGACAGAUGGGGUGAGAGACAGCGUGAGGUGCGGCUGUCAGCGCGACCUCGGCCCCGCCGCGGAGGGAGCCCCUCCUCCCGCGGCCGUGCGCCUCGCUCCCUGCCCGGGGGAACCAUGGCGUCCAGCGAGGAGGACGGAGGCGGGAACGGCGCGGCGGAGGAGAAGGAGAACGGCAAGAAGAGGAGGCUGGGCGCCCUGGCCACGGCCUGGCUCAUCUUCUACAACGUUACCAUGACGGCGGGGUGGCUGGUAUUAGGUAUUGCCAUGGUGCGGUUUUAUGUACAGAAAGGAACACACAGAGGCUUAUUCAGAAGCGUCCAAAAGACGCUUAAAUUUUUCCAGACAUUUGCUUUGCUUGAGGUAGUCCACUGUGCAGUUGUUCGCACAUCUGUGCUUGUGACUGGGGUCCAAGUGAGUUCCAGAAUCUUCAUGGUGUGGUUCAUUGCACAUAGUAUAAAACAGAUCCAGAAUGAGGAGAGCGUUAUACUUUUUCUGGUCGUAUGGACUGUGACAGAGAUUACUCGAUAUUCCUUCUACACAUUCAGCCUGCUCAACCAUUUGCCAUACUUCAUUAAAUGGGCCAGAUACAACUUUUUUAUCAUUUUGUAUCCUGCUGGAGUUGCAGGUGAACUCCUAACCAUAUAUGCUGCUUUACCCUAUGUGAAGAAAACAGGAAUGUUUUCACUGAGGCUUCCCAACAAAUAUAAUGUCUCCUUUGACUACUAUUACUUCCUUAUUAUUGUCAUGUUCUCCUAUGUGCCAUUAUUUCCACAACUCUACUUCCAUAUGCUGCGGCAGAGAAGAAAGGUGCUUCAUGGAGAAGUGAUUGUGGAAAAGGAUGAUUGAAUCAAGCCGUAUAACUAUGGUGCUUUUAGUAGAAAAAAAGAGGGUAAAAAACUAAAACUUCCUAUGAGUUUUCUGAGUCCAAGUUUUAAAACAUGGAACAAGAAUAAACAACUGUGCAUAAAAUAGCAUGGACUGUAUUAUUUUUACAGUUAAUAUAUCUUCAGACUUACCUUUUCAUCCUUGGUUUCACUUUGAUUUUUAAUUGUUCAUGUCUUCAGACAAAGUAUUUUCUCAUAUUCAAUAGGUCGACAAGUAGCUUUAGGAAUUGCAAUAGUUGGCUACUGUACUUUCUAUUCUGAAAGGUCAGUUUUGACCUGUAGUCAUCAUCAAGAACAGAAGGAGAGUUGAUAAGUUCACUGAAAUUUUGUCUUCUGGAAAACAGAACAAAAAUUAGGUAAUGACUAGGUGGCUUAAAUGUUAUUUAAGCUAUGUAUUAAAUAGUUCCUUUCCACUUGUAAGUACAGUUAGCAUCUCGUUCCACAUACUUGGAAUUGCAGGAUCACACUGGAGAAUUCCAGAAUGACUUUUGAAAGGAGCUGCAUUCUUAAUUGUCAGUGCAAAUUUAGAUCUUUCUAUAUUUUAAUUUGUCAUUUUAAAGAUAUGUGGAAUAAUAGAUAUAAUAUUAACUGGUUAAAAGUUUGUGUUGAGGACUAGAUUUGAUGUACCUCCCUUUAGCUCUGGUCAGUGGCUGGAAUGGGUCUCAUUUGCAGAGGAAGGCUGAUUGUCAGCAUGUUUCCUAUUCUACCUUUAAUUAUAUUUGCAGGAAAAAUAUGGUAUUGCAUUUAGAGACUAUAGCUAUCCUGAGAUAUUUAACUUCUUAUAAAUGGCUAAGUGGGAUAAAGUAUAUUUGAAAUAGUGUCUUAAAAUAUAAAUUGUGCUUUGAAUAAUCCCAUUGUGCAGAUUUAAUUGUUCCCUCCCCAUUAAUUGUUUAUACUGUGUUGACCUAAUUGUGUUUAAUGUAUUCAAUAAUCUGCAACAGGGAUCUACAGUAUAUUAGUAAAAGUUACAGAUGGUAUUACACUAUAUUAUACCUGAGUGGGAGAGGUCUACCAAAUGGAUUACAUCUAGACAAGAAUUAGAGGCAGCCUAAGAGUUUCAAAGGAAAGGUAAUGCAUUUGAGGAAACUUGGACACUUAGUGGGAGAGAGAAAAGAUUGAGAAGUAAUAAGGUAGUAAGAAGCCUUGAUAAUGUAGGCAACAAAAUUCCCUCUGGCUUCACUAAUGUUAAAAGAAGUGUAUAUAUGCAGAAGAGCUGCAUUAGGCAGCCAGAAAUCAGAAUAUUCCUUGUGAUUGCUGAGGUAAUUUCUUUUGUAUGGUCUUAUAUUUGAGAACCUCAGGGAUAAGGAAUUGAGUCAAUCUUCUGAAAAGUCAGAGAACAGUAAGAAAAUUAGUUGAAGACAGAAAGAAGUCGGAAAGAUUGAGUCGUUAAGUAAGUAUAAUUUUUAAUUGUGUGACAAAUGUAGAAGAAGAGGCUUUAUACGUAUGGAAGUGUAUCUAGAGCUGAUUAUAUAAAAUUGAAACAAGGUAAAUCCACUGAAUAUCAGGAGAAAGAUCUUACCCAUUAUAUCAGUUAAGUUAUGGAAUGACAGAGUAGGGCUUAUCAAUGCAUACAAUUUCUUGGACAGUUUAGAGUCAGACGUAAUGCAAUAUUGGAAAAUAAUCUUCCUUUGGCAAGAGUUUGAGCUACAUACUUGAGUAGGCAGUUUCCAUUUGUAGCUUCAAUGAUUCUAUGACAAUACAGCUUUUUGAAAAUUGUAGGGAUACCUUUUUCUGGUGUAUCUGGUUAUUUAAUGAAACAGCAAGAAUUUACUACAUCCCUAACUUUCAAAUUCCGUUUUGUGCCUUUAAUUUGUGAUAUUUAGGCAUGUCUUCAUUACAUGUAAAUUUGUUUCCUUAUAAAUGACAGGUGCAUAGUGGACUCGAGAUAGAAUAGUUGUAUUUCUUACAAUUUUCAAAGAUGUAAUCUUUGUAUUUUUUAGAACAAAUUUCACACAAGGUGCUAUAAUUUAUUGUCUGUUUAUAUGCAGCUAAAAGUAUUUAAAGUUUAAAAUAUAAACUACAUUUGCAACACUGAAUCACAAAAUAGUUGUGUUACAGAUGUUCAGACUAGCAGUUGUAAUUGUCCAGAGCUCUAAGAGUAUUGUUUUAUAAACUUCCCUUGCAUUUUGAUCCAUGAGGAACAUCAUGGCAGCUUUUAGAAAUAUUUCUCAGUUAGCAAGCAAAGGAGUAUGAUGAAAUAUGAGUAACUAAGAUUAGACUUAACUUCUGUGUCUCUUUUUUUGCUGCCAAGGCAGCUCACUAAAGAACAUAGCUAUUAAUUCAUUGAAAAUGCUUUGGAUACUUGAAGGAUGUGAUUUUGAAAUCCUUUGUCGGAUAAGUGUAUCCCACAAAUACUAUUCCUGUAAUAAAAGGAAUACCUGCACUACAAUACUAUAGUAUGUUUUCAUUGUGGCUUAAGGAUAUUAUCAUGUGUAAAUCAAUUAGCUAUUUUUAUACCCUUUUGUACAUGUGACAUGAAAACAAUUCAGCACUGUUUGCUAGAAUCUUGAGUUUGCACUUUCAUAAAGCAACGGUGAACAAGGUAGUGAUAGAAAAGAUAGUGAGAAUUGCAGGUAAAAUCCUCUUACCAUUGACUUCAGAUGGGCCAGGAUUUUGUCUUAGGUAGUUCUCUUAAACUUAAGUGUAACAUCGUGAAACAUUUAGUUAUCUUGUCAAAUGGACAUAAAAAGUAUGAUUUUCAUAUGGUGCUCUCUUUCCAACUUCUUUUUGACACCUAUCUUUUUUUGUCUUCCUCUCUGUCUUCCUCUCUUUUCUAAAGCAUUGAAAUCCUCCUGUUUAUGAAAGAUUAGGAGUGUGUCCAAACAUCAGGAUCUUUAAUGUUUGAUGUAGUCUUUAACAACUCUUUUGUCUAAAUGUGUUUUCUUACUUUUCAUAUAUAUGCCUUCUGAAAUGGAUUAAUAUAUAGUAUGACCUUAUGAAGCUUUUUUUUAAAUGACAAUACAUAGAAACAGGCAUAUGGAAGGAGUUUCCUGUUCAUCAGGUGACAUUUUCUACUACUGGUAGUAACAGAAACACACUGUUCUUUUUAUAAACUCUAGCUGAAAGCAGUUGGAUUUCUUGAGGUUUCCCCCCACACUCACACUGGGAAAGUGUUCUGGGACAGAUUGGGUGAAUCACCUUGUUUCACAGCUCUGUCCAUAAUGUCUAGAGAUCAGAUCUUGGCCUCAGGGCAUGGGCAGUACAAAGGAAUAUGACUCUGAGAAAUUGCAUCUUCCACAUUAGCUGCCAAAGAGGGUCAUUGAGGCCAUUGUAAACAGUAGGUGAUAGACAUAAUUUCUCUCACCUCUCACUACACUGUAUGUGAGAAGAGAGGAAGCUUAAUGUGCUCUCAUACCUUCUGCCUGGGAAGCUCAUAAGAUCAUAUGGGAGCAUCUCUGAGCUCAAAGGAUGUGGUACUUUUCUGCUUCACUCAGCUCUCUUUCUAUAAGCCUUUAUUUCUUGAAAUACUGCUAUGCCAAGAUACCUGUGCCACGCUGCUCUCUGUAGUAUAGUUCAAAAUUAACAGCCUUGGUGAAAUGGUGCAGUGUGUUGCUUCUGAUUCCCAUUGAACAUAACAUUUAGCCAGUUUCAUAUUAAUUGUACUGACUACAUAACAGGGAAGUGCAUGGAGACCCUUUCUGUUAUGAGAGGGAACCUACCUUUUCUUAUCCAGAAAGAAAUAAGUGCAUUUUAAGUCUAGGUUUAGCUGCAGCUCUGACUGGUACUUGCAGCCCUCACAGCAGCUUACUUUAGUGGAUAUUUGAAUAUUUAUAUGAAUGCUAAAUAAACUAAAGUAAAAACAAAGUACAACCAGUACAAUAAAUUGUAAUUUAAGGUAGUUACUGCAUUCUCAGUUUUUAUGAAGUCAGCUUUUACUUAAUCUGCCUUAGCAAGAAAAAAAAAAGGAAAGUUAAUGCAAGUAAGAGUUCUGCACUAGGCGGGAGGGCUUAAUAAAUAAAAAUCUUCAAGCAGGCAAAGUGGCUGCAGUUGUUUAUAAAGGAUUAGUUAAGUGUGGUUUUGAACAAAAAGGCUGAAAGCUUUUCUGAAAAUUACAUGUUACAGCAUAAUUUAUAUCUUGAAAUGUGCUCAGAGGUACUGUAUUAUUUAUUACCACUUUACAAUUUAAAUUCUUGCUGAACGUACACUUUUUAUAGAUGAUUAACUGUAGCCCAUUAAAAUGUUUUAUUCUAUGUUUGUGACAAUUACUGUUUAAGAAACAAACACCUCAUGUUUCUGCAAAGCUCUGCAUUCUCUUGCUGAAGUGAGUUGCAGUAUUGUUAGUGCCUACUAAGCUUUCCAAGGCUGUUAAAGUGGCAGGUUAAUAUUUGCCAAGGAUAGCUCGUUAAACUGGCUUUCACAAUGGCACAAUGAUAGUGGUUCAGUGUGUGGUGCUGCACAGCACUGAUGCUGUUCUGAGGGUCUGGAGUGCCUUCCGUGCUUUCCAGAUGUCAGUUAAGUGAUUCAUCCUUACAAAUUACCAGAUUGAGAAGACCUGUCUUGUGAACUCUUAGGUCACAAAAGUGAGUAAGUCUGACAAGUGAACUUAAGGCUGAACCAAGAUAAACAGUGGAGGACCUGAAUGUUGGGUAACUCUUACCUGCUCAUAGGAACUUGCUGAAAAGUUCAGGCCUGCAAAUGGUAGUAGCUCUUGAGUUCUAAAAUGUACAAUCCCUUCUGUGUCAUGUUUCAUCAUGUUGUCUUUUUAUUCCCAGCUCUCUUGCUUCUCUGUUCAGUCUUGAAUGUAUUUUAUGUCCUUUCAGUUGAUGACUUUGUAAAAGUGUAAGUACAGAAAUACUUAUCUAAGUGUAUCAUGUAUAAAAUUGUACUUAAAGAUUCUUAAUAAUGUAAAUGCACCACAGCUGCUCAUUAUUGUUAUUUUUUUCUGAAAUGCAUUAUCAUUAGUAGUUUACAUAGACAGGAAAACAACACAAUAUCAUACUUUUAAUAACUUAUUUAUUUGCAAAGAUUAUAAGACUUAUUGAGCUAUAGAUUCAGAUAUUUGUUUUAGAGGUUGUUAAUACUGUAGCACUGUAGAAAUUCAUAAUCAAUUAAAAGAUGUUCUAAACUA